Molecule: messenger RNA, 1796 nt
Organism: Lepus europaeus (European hare)
Lineage: Eukaryota; Metazoa; Chordata; Mammalia; Lagomorpha; Leporidae
Gene: MDH1B
Product: malate dehydrogenase 1B
Exons: 13
Coding region: 32-1669 (545 amino acids)
Biological process (GO): oxaloacetate metabolic process; malate metabolic process; tricarboxylic acid cycle
Molecular function (GO): L-malate dehydrogenase (NAD+) activity
Source: RefSeq, a predicted model, not a curated record
UCUCGCCCUCAGCCUCUGGUCUCGCUUUAUCAUGGCCAAAUUCGUAAUCGCGGGUAGAGCAGAUUGUCCAUAUUAUGCCAAAGCAGAACUUCUAGGAGACUAUUUACAAAAGAAUCUUCCUGAUUUUCGGAUUUAUAAAAUUACACAACAUCCUGAUAUUUGGGAGGAGUGGCUGAGAGGUGUGUGUGAAAAGAAUAAGUGGAGUCACAAAACAUCUCCCAUCAUCUGGAGAGAGCUGUUGGAUCGUGGUGGAAAGGGCUUGCUUUUGGGAGGAUAUAAUGAAUUCCUAGAGCAUGCCCAGCUUUACUAUGGAGUCACCUCUAGCAUGUCAACUCAGCUGAUGAUGGUGAUUGCUAAGGAGAACCUGAAGGCACAUACUGAAAAAGAGGUGGAGGAAGAAUCCCUAAAAGAUCUUGUCAGCCCCUUGCAGGUCUGGAUCACCAGUGCAACUGCUCCUGCCUGCUACCACCUCAUUCCCAUACUGACAAGUGGAGAAGUGUUUGGGAUGCAGACGGAAAUCAGCCUGGUGCUACUGGGCAGCAAGCACGUGGAAGAACGUCUCAAAGCCCUGGUGAUUGAGGCGGAGGACCUAGCGUCACCUCUGCUCCGCAAGGUCUCCGUCUGCACCAAGGAGGAGGAGGCCUUCCUCGGCGCCCAAGUCGUCAUCGUUCUGGAUGACCACAUGGACGGGGAGGUGUACACUUUGGAGGACUGCCUCCGCAGCAGGGUGCCCCUCUGCCGACGCUACGGGGGCCUGAUGGAGAAAAACGCCCACGCCUCUGUCAGAGUUAUUGUGGGAGGCAAAAGCUUCGUGAACCUUAAAACCGUCUUGCUUAUGAAAUUCGCCCCAAACAUCGCGCGCAACGUGAUUGCAGUGGCGAUGGGCGUGGAAGGUGAAGCUAAAGCUGCGCUGGCCAGAAAAUUGAGAACAACACCUGCCUACAUCAAAGAUGUGAUAAUUUGGGGUAAUAUCAGUGGAAAUAACUACAUUGAUCUGAGGAAAGCUAAGGUAUACAACUAUAAGAGUGCCAUUUGUGGACCUCCUCAUUACUCUCAGCCUGUUUUAAGCUUGAUUUUUGACAGUGAGUGGGUAAAAAAAGAAUUUGUGGAAACUCUGAAAACUUUGAGUGUCACAGGAAGACACUUCGGAGGCAUUUUAGCUGCGCACAGUAUAGCCACCACAUUGAAAUACUGGUACCAUGGUUCACCACCUGGGGAGAUUGUGUCUUUAGGAGUAUUGAGUGAAGGCCAAUUUGGUAUUCCUGAAGGGAUUGUCUUUUCCAUGCCUGUGAAAUUUGAGAAGGGAACUUGGGUAGUUCUUACAGAUCUCAAAGAUAUUGAAAUAAGUCAACAAGUAAUGACCAGAAUGACAAAUGAUCUGAUUCAGGAGAAACUUGUUGCACUUGGAGACCUGCCAACUUUUCAGUCAUAUAAAUCAGAAACUGAUUUAUCCAAAAGACAUGAAGAAUUCAUUGUACCCCAUAUAGAUGACCACCAAGAUGAGCAAAGAGUCUCAGAUGUUUCAGAACAUAAAGAUAGUAUGUAUUCUGAUUUAGUCGCAGAUGAAGAAAAAGACCUGGCUAUGUCAGAUGUGGAUUUUUUGGAUGUGAUUCCUCAAACUACCUCUGAAAAACUUCUUCAAGAAUCCAUCAAUGACUCUGAAGGCUAAACUAUGAAACACUAGCAGAUCAACUUGGACCAAAUAUAAACUCAUUUAGUAAUACAAUAAGGGUUGAAAGACCCAUGGAUGUCUGUAUCUGUAUUUACAGCAGAAUAAUUUGAAGGAUUUACUUCAG